Molecule: messenger RNA, 1478 nt
Organism: Dunckerocampus dactyliophorus (ringed pipefish)
Lineage: Eukaryota; Metazoa; Chordata; Actinopteri; Syngnathiformes; Syngnathidae
Gene: hsdl2
Product: hydroxysteroid dehydrogenase like 2
Exons: 11
Coding region: 129-1385 (418 amino acids)
Cellular component (GO): mitochondrion
Source: RefSeq, a predicted model, not a curated record
CGUCCGCCAGCCCCUGUCGCCGGAGGCGGGGCACCGGAAGUGGAGUAUUUCGUAAUAUCCGCUUGCCUUCAGUAGGUGAAAGGUGGACGAAAAGACGAAACAAGUGUCCUUCUGUUCAUCAAGGCGCGAUGAUUCCGAACACCGGGAAGUUAGCCGGCUGCACGCUGUUCAUCACGGGAGCUAGCCGUGGCAUCGGUAAAGCCAUCGCCUUGAAAGCCGCCAAAGAUGGCGCCAACAUCGUCAUCGCUGCCAAGACCGUCCAACCUCACCCAAAACUACCCGGAACCAUCUACACCGCUGCCCAAGAGGUGGAGCAGGUUGGCGGGAAAGCGUUGGCAUGCGUGGUGGACAUCCGAGACGAGCGACAAGUUGAAGCUGCUGUUCAGAAAGCAGUUGAGAAGUUUGGAGGCAUCGACAUCCUGGUGAACAACGCCAGCGCCAUCAACCUGACAGGAACCUUGGACACGCCCAUGAAGAAGGUGGACCUCAUGCUGGGAAUCAACCUGAGAGGAACAUACAUGACGUCCAAGCUGGUGAUUCCUCACCUGCUGAAGGCUCCUUCUCCUCACAUCCUCAACUUGUCUCCGCCCCUCAACCUCAACCCGGUCUGGUUCAAAAACCACACAGCGUACACCAUGGCCAAAUACGGCAUGUCCAUGUGUGUCCUGGGCAUGGCGGAGGAGUUCAGAGGUCAAAUUGCUGUCAACGCCUUGUGGCCCAAAACUGCCAUCCAGACGGCGGCCAUGGACAUGCUGGGUGGCGAUGGCGUGGGCAAACAGUGCCGUAAGGUGGACAUCAUGGCGGAUGCGGCCUACGCCGUGCUGUCCCGACCCAAGGACUUCACGGGUCACUUCCUGGUGGACGAGGAUGUCCUCAGAGAGCGAGGUGUCUGCGACUUGGAUCGGUACGCCGUGCAGCCAGGUCACCCGCUUCUGCCCGACUUCUUCCUGGACGAAGCGCCUGAUGUCCUCGUCCAGCAGAUGGAGCAGCACGGGGCGACACUGACCUUCAAAGCGCCGUCAUCCUCAGCGGCGCCCCCUUCAGGGGAGCCCAUAGAAAACACAUUUGAGGUCAUCAGAGGUGUCCUGAGCGAGGACGUGGUGAAGUCCACGCAGGCCGUCUACCAGUUUGACCUUUCAGGAGAACACGGCGGCGUGUGGUUUCUGGACCUGAAGAGCGGUUCAGGCGACGCAGGGCGGGGCCAGCCGGCCACCAAAGCCGAUGUUGUCAUGACGAUGGACUCCGGAGACUUCAGCAAAAUGUUUGCAGGGAAGCUGAAACCCACCAUAGCGUUCAUGUCGGGGAAGCUUCGCAUCAAAGGCGACAUGACGCUCGCCCUAAAGUUGGAGAAGAUGAUGAGUCGCAUGAACAAGUCCAAGCUGUGAUAUCACUAAAUAAAACAUCCAACAUGUGAUAUCAUCAGUAGAUAAAUGUGAUCCAAGAUCUGAUAUUGCCACUAAAUAAAAGCAUUAAGGUUU